AUGAAGCAUUCCAUAUUUUAUAAGGAUGAUGUUAUCGAGUCUUACGACAAUCAGGAUGGUCGCCGUGUAUCAUUGAGGAAAAGAACAAAGUCACGAAGAUAUACGGAAUCCGAAUAUGGUCUUGACGCAGAUGAAUUUGACAAAACUAUACCUCAUGUUAAUGAAAUCAUAGUUGAAAACGAAACGAAAGCGUGGAAUUCAUUUUAUACCAACGAGAAAAUAUCGGACAUCCCAUUUUCUGGGUUUGGUACUGCUGAAACAGUUAAGGUUAUAGCACUAUCAUUACGAAGGUUGCGUAAAAAUUCAGAACUCAUGUCUAAUGAUGAUACAAUACUGGAGGUUGGUCAUGGAAAACAUCCUCUGAUUUGGGAUUUGAGAAAAAGGUUUAGAUUUAGGUACUACUUCGGAAUAGAGUUCAGUGAUACUGCAAUAUUUGAAGCUAUCAAGCUUAAAAGUAAACUGUUUUGGUCGGACAAGGAUAAUUAUAUCGGUAAAAAUGCUGAAUUUCUUUCAACAUCUUCAUUAAAAUAUUUUAAUCCGGACGGAUCUACAACCGCUACUGUUGUAGUACCGGAAAAUUUACAAAAAUCGACUCUUUGCGCAGGUUCUAUUUCCAUUAUCCUUGGAAAAAGUUUCCUAGACUAUAUAUCUUGCAGGUUAACUCAAAGUAUAAAUGCAUCGAAUUGGAAUGCUGAGCCAAGAAUAUCUCAAUCAGUUGUUGAUACGUUCGAUUCCUUAGCGCUCGCAUUAAGGGAUUCGGAUUCUUCUAUUCUUAUGUUCAUUGAACCUGACGAUUUUGUUAAAUUUCGGGACCACAUUGGUAUUAUAACUAAAGUGAUUUACACUUCAACCUUUAUAAAGGAUUCUCCCGCAAAAAUGCUGAAGUUAGCAUUUGUAAGACGUCACAAUAAUCUUGGAGCAAUUUGUUAUUCUCUCAAGAGAACCAGUGUGACUUACAAGGAUUAUUUGGAGUUAAGGAAUGAUGUGUAUGAAGUAACCAAAAAACUGUACCAACUUCAAGGAUAUCAAGAUGAAGAUUGGCUUCUACCGUAUACAGUUCCACCAAAAUGGAACAGUACAGAUACAAAGGAUUUUGAGAAUAUCUCAUAUAUUUGA
Messenger RNA from Theileria equi strain WA, 1116 nucleotides. RefSeq lists its product as hypothetical. The record is from RefSeq and is a predicted model, not a curated record. NCBI's taxonomy places the organism in Eukaryota, Apicomplexa, Aconoidasida, Piroplasmida, Theileriidae. The coding region runs from base 1 to 1116 and encodes 371 amino acids. The transcript has 4 exons.